This is a messenger RNA of Syzygium oleosum, 1021 nucleotides long. Its product is annotated as late embryogenesis abundant protein At1g64065-like. Lineage: Eukaryota; Viridiplantae; Streptophyta; Magnoliopsida; Myrtales; Myrtaceae. The record is from RefSeq and is a predicted model, not a curated record. The coding region runs from base 301 to 906 and encodes 201 amino acids. The transcript has a single exon.
UCCGUAAACUCGCGUCCAUCUAGAAGUGAAAUUUCCAACGUCUGACAGACGCGUUUAACCUAGUAGUCCCAAUACCAUUUUCCACGAAGGUGGUCUCAUUUCUGCUCUUCCUGGUUCGACACACUCUUGUCCGAUCUCCGAGAGACUUUACAUAUAAAAAACCUCAUACUGACCCCCGCUUCUUCAAAUCCUCCCAGACACUUCUCACUGAUACUCAACCCAACAAUCAUUCCUAUCCUAUCUAGAGAAAAUUUUAACGAGAACCUCGAAUCAGCUACUGAGUUUUCCAAGUCGUCGUCGAUGGCGGAAUCCAACCACAAUGGCAGGAUGGAUGAAGAGGCGUUGCUAAUGAUGGAGGAGGCGAAGCGCAAGAAGAGGAUGAAGUGGACGAUUGGCAUCAUCGCCUUCGUCAUCUUUCAGGUAGUGCAGGGUCUCUUCUUUGUGCUGGUCAUUAUGAAGUUCAAGUCCCCCAAGUUCAGGAUCAGCGACUUCAAUGUCUCGACUUUGGACUCUGAUCAAUCGUCGCCCUCAUUCAACAUGAGCUUCAUGGCUCCGAUCCGUGUCAAGAACACCAACUGGGGUCCCUUCAAGUAUGAUGCUUCUACCGUUGAUUUCACCUACGGAGGCUUCCGAGUGGGACAAGCGAUCAUUCCCAAGAGCAAGGCCAACUUCAAGUCCACCAAGAAGAUUAAUGUGAACGUGACUCUGAACUCUGCUAAUUUGCCUAGCAAUUCGAACCUCGGGAGCGAUUUGAGCUCUGAGAUCAUAAAAUUGAACAGUCAAGGCGAGCUUAGAGGGAAGGUAACGGUCAUGUUCAUGUUCAAGAAGAAGAAGACCUCGAUGAUGAAUUGCACCAUGGCAAUCAGUACCUCAACAAAGAUGGUACAGUCCUUGUCAUGCAAAUGAGCAUGCCUGGGAAAGGUGGUUCGGCAUCAUAUUAUGGCUUUGUAUUCUCGGUUUUAUUUGUUUUCAAUACAUUUUCCGUGGAUCAAAAUCAAACUAAGUAUUCUAUCUUGUUAAA